Messenger RNA from Fonsecaea nubica, 1908 nucleotides. RefSeq lists its product as hypothetical. The transcript has 3 exons. Bases 1 to 1908 code for a protein of 635 amino acids. Lineage: Eukaryota; Fungi; Ascomycota; Eurotiomycetes; Chaetothyriales; Herpotrichiellaceae. The record is from RefSeq and is a predicted model, not a curated record.
AUGGCCUCUUACAGUCGGCAAGAUCGAGCGCUGAUGCGGCAGCGAGGUGCUGGAUCGCGCGCUGUCCCGACUGCUGACUUUGGCAUUAAUUUUGGGUUGGGUGACAACAGGCUGGAGCGUCAACAAAUGCGACAGAGGGGCGCCGGGUCUCGCAAGAUUGACAAUGUCGACUUUGGUAUUUCUUUUCCUACUCUGGCGCAGCGUACGCACACCAAGACACCACAGCCUCGAAGGUCGACUUCGCGCCAGCCAUCAAAUACGCCGGCCAGACAUGGACAAUCAUCGACGUCCACAAGAUCGACCAGACGAUAUUCAAGCAGACUGAACUCCGCUCAACCUUCAGCACCUGCGCCUGAGCCGCAGUCACUAAAAAUAAAUGAUGAACAUAGAGAAGCAAGCACUCGCUCUAGCAAAAGAAGGAAAUUAUCCCCAGCCGUUGUUACGCCGACUCCACAACCUCUACCAGAGAUCGUUAAGCCGACGCCCACGAGACGAGCUUCACAGAGGAGAAGUUCCACCCGACCAUUCACGAUUGCGGAGGGCAAUGACGUCCAAGUGUCUCACUCCAUAAGCCAGGCAGAGGCACACUCUCAGACAUCCCCAUUGUUCGUUCCACAGCCUAAGCACGAGAAGGAGAACGAGACGCCUAACAGUAAUACCCCGAAGCCAAACCGUGAGGAUUCGGGCCUACAGACCACAAAAAGCGGACGAAUUCUGCUUGCGCUGUCUGCUGUGGAGGAAGAUAUCGAUGAAUCUGCUUCUGAAGCCCUACUCGUAGAGGCUGAAGACACGCGUCAACAAUUACUGCAUGAUGAUAAACCACUAGACUUGGACGAGCACGGCUCUUCCAAGCAGCAAAAGCGGAAGAAAAGAAGGUCCCUCACCUUAAAGCGCAAGAGACGUCGUUCGUCUUCUCACAGUCAGGCUGUGGAUGCGUCGAAGGAGAAGUCGCCUGCUGUUACUUCUGAAACGCCAGCUGAGGAAACUCGAUUACCUAGGGCUAAGCUUCUGGCAGAUCGGAUUACCAAGUAUAGCAAACUUGGGAGCAAAAGGAAUAUAAGAGCAGCAACUCCAGCCUCUGAUCGCGAACAAACACCUGACAAAGGAGAGGAGGACGAUGACUCGUACGUUGAACAAAGCUCUCCUGAAGUCGAGACGCCUGCUGCAAGUACGAAAGGCAAGAGAAAGACUCGCCGACAGAGCUCCCGAGAAAGCCCAGCGGAAGUCUCCAAAGGCGACAAAACCGUGACUACCUUUCCCAUUCUCACGCACCGGCUGUCUGGCUUCUCGAUAUUGCCGACUAUCCACGAAGACGACAAAGCUUCAAUGGGGAAUGCACUCCUGGCAAGCGAUCGGGCUCAACCCAACGUGGUAGACGUGCUGGCCCAGAUUUGUCGCGAAACAAUUUCAAACGUGAUUGACCGCAUAGCUGAAGUUACGCAGCCCAAUAAAAGGACAUCGCUGAACAACAAGCGAAGCGCUCUCGAAGCCUUCGGAAAAGACCUUGAUGAUGAAUUGUUUGCAAUGUCUGAGGCCGUAGAGAAUCGCUUCAACCUGGAAGCCCGUGUUCGGAAGGCUAAGCGGGAGAAAGCAGCUCUACAAGCAGAGUACAUCGAGCUAAGGAGGGAGCGCGAACAGGUUGCCUUGAAAUGUGACGCCCUCAGACGACGACAUUGGCAGUGCGAAGAGUCUACGCGAGCAAAAUGGACGCUCAGUGAAGCUGCCAUGCGCGUGGAGCAGGAGAUGGACAGAAGUUCAGAUGUCGAAGAUGAAGGUAUUGAGUUCCUCAUCAGAGACGUUACAACAUCGAUCAGCAGUGUCUCGGGACAAGGCAUUUUGGACAGGGUCGUGUCGUUCAAUGCUCAGUUGGAGAACAUGGCAUUGUUUUUAGAAAGAAGAAAUGGUUGA